This is a messenger RNA of Cladocopium goreaui, 3102 nucleotides long. The record is from the annotation of a GenBank genome assembly. NCBI's taxonomy places the organism in Eukaryota, Dinophyceae, Suessiales, Symbiodiniaceae.
GCGUGAUCUCGCAGACCUCCGCGCUGCGCUUUCCGCGCCAUGUCGGAAGUGGAAAUCGCCGGCCCGUCCGAAGCUUCCGUGCCGCGGGAAGAGACCAAAGGGGCCCUGGAGGACUUUGGGCACCACUCCCGAGGGCGUUUGAGUUCGCUCUGGGCCCAACGGAGCUUGGUGCCUGACCUGCAGAUCUCUGUCUUGGUGGCCACAUGGACUUUGAUCCUGUCGUUGCCGGUGAUCGUAUGGCCCUGGGCUGAAUACAUGAACCACACGUGGUGCCGCAACCUGGAUUUGGUGCACUGCGUGGACUACCAGCAAAAGACUCCGCUCUGUAAAAUCUCCUGGAAUUGGGGGGGGCCUCAUUGUAUUCCAGCCCGGCCCAGUGCCUUCCUGAACUUGUGGGGCACCAUGUUGCUACAAUUCAUUUUUUCGGUCUAUGUGGACCUUGGGAGCUCGGUGAAGUUCACCCUGCAGGGCUUGGUGGGAACCAUCUUGGCCUACUUGAAUGUGAUGUUACUGAACAAUGCCCUUGGCUUCCUCCUCGGCGGUGGUGCCUAUAGUCACAGCACGGAGACGGAUUCGCAGGGUGUGGUGAUCAGUGGCUGGUUACCACUCUGCAACAAUGGCGUGCGGCGAUUGGCGGAUCAGAAAGCUCAUUGCUUUAUGAACAUUUGGUUAGAUAAACUCACCUGGUUGGGAUCUCUCUCCUUUUUCAUAGUGGCUGUUGACUUCACCCUCUUCGUGGUGCUGUGUUUGUCGUUGCCCUUCCAUUCCAACCCUCGGAUCUUCGCCUUGUCAACCCACGUGAGCUUUAUGAUGACUUUUGUGGACCCUGAAACCGACGGCUUUUCGACGGAGCCCACCUAUGCCACAGACUAUCUGCAGAUGAUAGGUUUGGCGUCCUUCAUGGCCCUGGCGUGUUUCUUCGUUCCCAAGCGGCGCUUCACCGGCACCGCGGCCGCGACCAGUUGGGGCAAGGAAGCGACAGAAGUGACCAAGGUGCUGGUGAGACGUUUGCCCGACAGCCUGGAGGAAGUGCUGCGGCUGAAGGCCCGCGCCACCCUGGAGACGGCCGAGAAGAUCUUGAAGGAGCUGGAGCGUAGCGUCGAUUCGGUGAAGUUCGAGGGUUUUGCGUGGCUGUGGCAGAACGACGAAACGCGAAGGCGCUUGGAACUUCUGCCCGGCAGCCUGGAGCGAUGCCUGCGACGGCUGCCAGCCAUCUACCAAUCUGCCGAAGCCUUUGGCGGGGAAAUUUCCGCGGAGCUCUUCCAAUGCCUCCAGCAGUGCUGUGAGGCCUCCGCCGCCAAGCUGGACAUCCUCCUGGCGGAGCCGUCGGAUGACACGUCCAGCGCCUCAGUGGCCGCGGCAGCAGCGGCGCAGGCAGCGGUGGAAGCGGAGGAGGCGUGUCGCGAGGCCGAGAAGCGACUGGCGCAGAUGUGGAUGGACAAGGAUCGAAAGGCGGAAGUCUCCGCCUUCAUUUUGGUGGUCUCCGGUGUGUUAGCGGAGGUGAACGAGGCCGUGGCGGAAGUCCAGCGCCAUCCCACUGUGCUGCCUGGGGAGUGGUCUUGUCGCGCCUGCCGGCGGUUGUUGGUAAAAACAAAGACUUGGUGGUCGGCGCUGCUGUUUCAUAAGGACGACACAGAAGCGGUGCACCCCAGAUUCGUGGUGCGGAACACCAUCUCGAUUUGCUUGGCGUUCAGCAUUGGUUGGCUUGGCAUUUGGAACGUGAUGCCCAGCUAUUCCAGUUAUGCCGCCUCCACCAUUGCAGUCAUCGUGUACACCUACACCGGUGCCACGCCCAGCGUCACUUUGCGACGCCUCAGCGGUGUGGUGCUGGGGAAGGUGGCGGGAUCCAUUCUGCAGCUGGCGUUGGCAGUGAAGCAUGUGGUGUACAUCUUUUUCUUUGCUUUGGCCAUGUGGCUGGUAGUCGCCUUUUCGUUCUUCCAGUACCUCCACACCAACAGCGAUUUGGCACCGGUCUUCGGCCUCACGGCCGCCUUUGCUGCCGCCUCGAUGAUCCCCAGCAGCGGCGUCCUGCGAAACAUCUCUGACAACACGCAGGCCAGCGUGCUCCCAACGCUGAUGAAUACGGUGGUGCAGACAGUCUUCGGCAUCAGUUUGAUGCUGCUGGUGGACACGCUCCUUGCCACGCGCGCCACGAAACAAGCCCGGCAGCGCCUUGGACGCGCCAUGGACCGGCUGCAGCUGUGCCUGGAAGCCUGUGCAGGCAGCCACCUCCGUCCAGAAGAGGUUGAGCUGGUGGAAAGCUCGAGGUCUGCCUUCCUACAGGAUUUAGACGCCCUGAAGGAUUUGUUGCCCCAUGCAGCAGCUGAACCCAUCUACUGGUCCAAGCCCUUUGAGUUGGAGUUGUUUACCCUUCUGGAGGCCUGUUUGCGAGCGGUCGCUAACCACAUGGGCAUGCUCUGCUGGUUGGUGAAGUUUGCGGGACCUGCCCUGCUUCCCCUGGGAGCUUCCUGGGACCAACUUCAUCAGUGUUGGCACACGCAGGUGACGCGAAGCUGGUCUGAAAUUUGUCAGAUCUGUAAGAGCAUCGUGGAGCCGCAGAGCGAUGCGGACGAGCGAUUACAGGAGGUUCUCAAAGAGUUGGCCCAGAACCUCUACACCUUCCAAGUGGCCAGCAAGGUCAAGCUCCGACUGCCCCGGCCCUCGCUGCCGCGCGGCGGCACCACGCGCUCGGGCUUCCGGAAGUUGAUUGACAAGGUGGUGCACGAAGAUCUGGACGAGGAUCCACGUCCCGCCGACAAAUCCGCGGAAGGCUCCGCGGAGCGCUGCAGAGAGCUGGAUCUGGAACAGUGCAUCGCAGCGGCACGGCGGGAGGCCCUCGAGCUGGAGAGGCCGUGUUUGCCGCAGGAGUCUGCGCUGUGUGCGGUGGAUGUGGCGAGUCAAUUGAUGCGCGGUUCAUUGGAGGACAUCAGGAAGAUCCAAUUGGCGUUGCUGGAGUUUUGAGAACCGCUGUUUAUUCGCUGAGAUCUUCACCACACAAAAGCUACCUGGAGGACGCUUGGAAGGUGCUCCGCGAAGUGAUCUCGAUGUCAUGGCGGACUUCAGGUUGGAUCGCGGUUAAAUGUGACUCGUGGAGGGAAAAAA